Culex pipiens pallens (northern house mosquito) is the source of this 1973-nucleotide messenger RNA. Its product is annotated as gustatory receptor for sugar taste 64a-like. The transcript is spliced from 4 exons. Lineage: Eukaryota; Metazoa; Arthropoda; Insecta; Diptera; Culicidae. Gene Ontology annotation, cellular component: membrane. Gene Ontology annotation, molecular function: sweet taste receptor activity. The record is from RefSeq and is a predicted model, not a curated record. Gene Ontology annotation, biological process: sensory perception of sweet taste; detection of chemical stimulus involved in sensory perception of taste. Bases 593 to 1885 code for a protein of 430 amino acids.
UAUAUUUUGUCUAAGCGAAUUAAAUUCUUUUUCAUUUUUUUUUCUUGUUUUGUGUGCACCUUCGUCAAAGACCAAGAAUGUUUACUUUUUAGUCUUUGGUUUGACAGUCUUGGUCUUACAGAUUUGGUCUGACAGCCUUAUCAUGGAUUUUUUUCUUUUCUAGGCGAGGGAUAGGAUACAUCACCUUCCUGGGUAUGAUUUGUUUAUUCUUAGUAAGAAAAUUUGAUUUGUUUUAUCAAAUUAUAAUAUUUAUGCAUUGAUACCAACAAGUUUAAAAUCAGGGGGGGGGGAAUUAGUCAAGGGGGAAAUGGAACAAAAAAGGUUGAGAAACACUGACCUGGAGAUCCUCAUGGGGUUCAUUUUCCAAAUAGUUCACCCUUCAAGAGGAACAUAUAAAAAUUUUUGUGUCUGCACGAGAACCACCCCAUCACCGCCGUGCUAAUUUAGUCCCUAUCAUAGCAAGAAUCAAUUUACAAAGCAUAUACUUCAUUCUCACGGGGUGGUGGUGGCAUACAGUCUGGUUAGAACCUGUUGUUGACAAACAUUUACUUUUCGUCCUUCGAGCGUGACACACACCACCUCCGAUAGUGCAAUGCUUUUCGCUACAAAAUCGGCAGGGUCCUUGAAAAAGGGCCCCAUUUUGGUAGUUCAAGAAGUGAAGGAAGAAAGCCCCAUCCCGAAUGAUUGUACGGCGCACGUGGCCCUGGCACCGAUUAUCCUGUUUGGGCAACUGUUUUCGCUGAUGCCUGUGAGCGGGUAUUUUCACCGCACUCCGGACAAGUUGGCGUUCAGGGUCAGAAGUUUGCGCUUUCUGUACUCUUGUGUGACGCUGUUUGGAAUAGUAUCGAUUGUCGUGCUGUUUUUGAUGUACUCCAUCCGGCGUGGAGUACUCGGGCUGAGCAGUGCCGCAACUUUCAUCUACUACACGGUGAUUACUCUGGCACUGAUAGAGUUCAUGAACCUGGGUAGAAAUUGGCACUGGAUUGUCGCCUACUGGACGGAACAGGAAAAGCCCUUCCUGUACUACCCGUACAGUACUCGGAAGGGACUCAAGCUGGACAAGCUGGUCAAGUGCGUGGCCUCCGCGGUGAUAUUCUUCGCCUUUGUCGAGGACAUUAUGAACUUCAUAUCGGCGUACAAGCUCAACGAACUCCACAUCAAGUACUGUUCCCACAGGGACGACUUCUGGCGGAAUUUUUUCCACCGGGAGCAUGCCCACAUCGUGAAGGUCAUUCCGUACCACACGGUCGUCGGAGUGGGCAUCGAGCUGAUGAUGAGGGUGGCCAAGUUCACCUGGCACUACAUUGAUGUGUUUAUCAUUUGUGUGUGUCUCUCGUUGGAGAAGCGAUUCGGGCAAUUUAAUAGUAGGAUUGAGCGGUUCAAGGGAGUGGAUCAACCGCCGGAAGUGUGGCGCGAAAUAAGGUUGGAUUACUUGCGGUUGAGUGAGCUGGUCAACUUUAUGGACGAUCGGCUGUCGCGGAUCAUCCUGAUGUCCUGUGCGAACAACAUGUUCUUCAUUUCGGUGCAGUUGUAUAAUAUUUUUGAACUCAAACCCACCCCGAUGACAUCGGUCUAUUUCUGGUACUCGCUGCUCUUCCUAAUGAGCCGCUGCUUCGUCACCCUGUACAUAUCGGCCUCCAUCUACGAAGCCUCACUGAAACCCCUCGAACUGCUGCGGGACUUUUCCACCCUGAACUGGAACCUGGACCUGCAACGUCUGCUGGACCACAUCUCGCUCAAGAACAUCGCCUUCUCCGGGAAGCGCUUCUUCUACAUCACCCGACCGCUGAUUUUGGCUAUGGCCGGCACGAUCGUGACGUACGAGCUGGUUCUGCUGGACCAGGUCUCCAAGGAUCAAGAUACUACCAAGGAUUGCAACUUUUAAGCUCUUUUAUUGAAGUCUAAAUGUGUGUUUUGGUGUGAUUUGGUUUUGACAAAAGGUUUCAACAAAAAUACACUCAGUUUUCGACCAG